GAACAUUAGGAACAUUAAGAACAUUAAAUACUAUACAAAUUUCAUUGGUGUCUAAAUGGAGAUCUCGCUCUUCUCCUCCGUCUUAUGCUGCAAAUCAACCUCCUAUAACAUCAAAUUCUCCACGUCAAACAAGGGUAGACCAGAUCGUUCAGAACUUUUAUACAAAAGUUACUCAAGUAGUCACCCAUGCGCGUCUUAUACAAUACGAUAGCCAUAUAAGCGGAAGAGGUCCACAAAAUGCCAACAUAGUUUUACCCUCACGCCAACCUAUACAUCCUAGAAGGCCCAACAAGUGGUUUAAUCUGGAACUGUGGGAUUCGGAUGUUUACAAAGAUGGUCUUAAAUCUUGGCGUCAGGCAUCCCAAGCGUCAACAGGAACCGUACCACUUCCAAUGAUAAUCGAGUUUUUUCUGGAUGUUUCAGAUUUAAACAAAAAUCAAACUCUCUUUAUAACCGACGAGAUUUUAAGGAGGCAAAAAGUUGAUUUGUAUAAUAUAGGUGGAUCUAGUAGUAAAUCCUCAAAAAAUAUUGUAUUGGAAAGUUGGCAAUUGACUUUAAGCCAUCCUUUACCUGAUCCACUACCAGACUUACCCGUUGUCUAUAAAAAGUCCAUCGCUUUUUUUCGCACAUUAUAUGCUUACGUUAGACUGUUGCCAGCUUAUCGCCUUUACAGACGAAUAAGAAAAAAGAAAUUGAGCAGUGCUUUGAAAAUUGGUUAUAGGUUCGUAUUGCCAACUAGCAGAAUUCACGAUUAUAUUGGUAUAGAUGUGCCUAUAAUAGAGGGAGAGUCAAGACCAACAUCUGCUGAUUAUAAAUUUAAUUCUAUUGAUACGCCUUUGGGAGUAUUAUCAUUAAAAGUCAACUACAGGACAAAUUGUGAAUUCCAUGUUGACGAUUCUUCGGAGACACCUCCCUCUGGUUUUCCACAUCCAGGGUCUUCACCUAAACACACAAAUAGCCAAUUAACUGUUGACAUUCCACCAAUUCGAACACUUAGUCCAUCUAGGUCAAAUCCUGAAAUGAAAGAAAACUCUAGUCUUACAUUUCCCAAACUUUAUACCCAAUCUAGUUCGACGACUCUCGGAUCAAAUUUUUCAAGGCGUGGAUCUAACACUUUAGAACCUAUUAUGGUAAGUCCUACAUCACAGAGUUCAAGGCAACGUGAAUACUCGUCAUUUUACUCACCAACAGGUCCGAAUGUCACAUUAGUGAAGCCUUUUAAAUCUCCGUCACUUUCCUCUUCCCCAGUAAAUCAUGAAAUGAUGCCUCCGUCUCCAACGCUACUCGAUCGAAUGUCUACUUUACAUCUACAUCGAUCACCUUCACAACUUUCUUUUCAACAGCGAGGUACACCAACCAUGUCUUCUUCUGUGAAAUCAACUUCUUCUGCUGGAAGCCUCCCCAAAUUUUCCUCUAGCUUCACCAGUUUCACUAACCGGUAUGAUAAGGCCACCAGCUCAACCACAAGGGAACGUGAUGGGAGUUAUAGUAGUCGACGACGUUCAACAAAUAGGAGUGACGGUUCUACCAGUGACAGAGGAUCUCUUAAUUCAUCUUUCUUUUCACUAGAUCCGGAGGAUGACGUAGGCGAAUUUGUACGGAUGUUGGAAAGACGAGAACCAUUAAAAAUGUUUAGCAAAAGUCCAACGGGCUCGGACGAUGCCGAUGGUUCAGCUCGUAAUCUAUCCGGCUCUGUAUAUCGAACCCAGUUACAAUUAUCGCGAUUUCAAAAGUUGAAAGAAACACACAAAAAUUUGUCAGAAUCAAUGAUGACAGGUACAGGUGAUAUUAUUACUGGUUCUCCUUCAUCAGGUAUUUCUCUACGUGUUCAUCAAGCAAAGGAGGAUGAUGAUGAUAUUUUUUUUACAAUGAGCGAAUUUUUUGACGAUAAGACUAAUAGCGCUGUGAAUAAUGUUUCUGGUCCAACUCCUGGUAGUUCCGAUGUGCUUGUUGACCAGCCAGCUAUUGUUAAUAAUAAUAAUACCAGUAAUGUAACCGACGUUACAAUUGUUGUCAAUGAUGCCAAUCAGAACA
Molecule: messenger RNA, 2034 nt
Organism: Dentiscutata erythropus
Lineage: Eukaryota; Fungi; Glomeromycota; Glomeromycetes; Diversisporales; Gigasporaceae
Source: the annotation of a GenBank genome assembly